Molecule: messenger RNA, 2743 nt
Organism: Lates calcarifer (barramundi perch)
Lineage: Eukaryota; Metazoa; Chordata; Actinopteri; Centropomidae
Product: putative cytochrome P450 120
Biological process (GO): sterol metabolic process
Molecular function (GO): heme binding; oxidoreductase activity, acting on paired donors, with incorporation or reduction of molecular oxygen; monooxygenase activity
Source: RefSeq, a predicted model, not a curated record
UGUAGCUGGAUACUUUGGGUUACCUCAGAGAAAACAGUGAUAACAAUGAGAUAGCAGUUAUUUGACACACAGGUCGCUCAUUCACCGCCCCUCGGAUUAAAAGGAUUAACAGUCGAUGACAGCAGGAUUAAAUCUGAACCUGAACUGAGUCUUAAUAAAGUUUAGAGUCACUGUUGUUUGAGUAAACGUUUGUUUCAACAUCCACUUUGCAAGCUAUUGACAAACAAACGCGGCGAUACCGUGUCCUCAGCCUCGGCCCUGAAUGUCUAAACUACCAGGAAAUGCAGGUGUGUCGGUGCUUGGGGACAAGUCGCUGGACUUCUACCGGGACCCGGUGAGUUUCUACCGGCAGAGGAUUGAGAAACACCGGAGCAGAGUGUUUCUGUGCCGCCUGCUGAACAGACCGACCGCCUUCAUCUGCUCUGCGCAGGGGAUGAGAGAGCUGCUGUGUGAGAAGACCAAUGUGUUUCUGAAGGAUCCGACUGACUUGAUGACCAACAUGUACGGUGACACCGUCGUCACCUCCAAUGGUGAGGAGGCAUGUCUUCUCCGUCUGUCCCUCACCAGCCUGUUUACAGGAAGUUGUUUGGAAUCGUCAAGUGAUUAUAUCACCAGUGUAUGUGUGCGCUGUCUGAAGGACCUCUCUCUCAGUGGGCAGCCAGAGUGUGUCUACUCCAUCUUCAAGCACCUGGGGACGGAGUUGGUUUUGGGCCUUUUUCUGAACGUACGAGCAGAGGAGCAGCCUGAACUGUUCCAGGAAAUCAUGCAGCUCUGCACCCAGCACUGGCAUGGCCUGAUCUCAGCUCCGGUGAACGUGAAGGUUCCUCUGUGGUCGUCGGGUUUCUCCACCGCUCUGGACGCCAGAGACAAACUGAUGGACAUCAUCAAAGACAAGCUGGAGAACGACACACGGGGUUUCGUCGGCUCUCUCGGCUCUUUGCCACUGCCCGACUCCAGUGCUGCCUCUCAGCAUCUCCUGCUGUUCAUCUCCGCUCUGAUCCCCAAAGCUCUGGCGUCGCUGCUCACCUCCUUCACGCUGGCGCUCGGUGGAAACGAACAGGAGGAGGCACGUCAGCGAGCGAGAGAAGACCCUGAUUACCUGCACAGAGUGCUGCUGGAGGUGCAGAGACUUUGGCCUCCUUUCAUCGGUGGACGCAGAAUAGCCGAUCAGGACUCCACCCUCGCAGGGUUUCAGGUCUCAAAGGGUUACGGUGCCAUCUACAUCAGCCACGCUGUCCACCGUGAUCCAGAGGUGUUCCAGCAGCCAGAUGACUUCCUGCCAGAGAGGUGGAACGGAAGGAAUGCAGGGCAGGAGCACUUCCUGUGUUCCUUUGGCAGCGGACCCAGGAGCUGCAUUGGAUCAAAACUUACCGAUGUCUUCCUUAAGGAAGCGUGCAUGUACCUGUUAAAGCACUACGACUGGUGUUUGGACCCUCCAUCACAGGACCUUGAGUACAAAUGGCUGCCUGUGUCUCGCCCCAGCAACCCCCCCACCAUGUCUUUCACCCGACUGGAUCAGACCAGAUCUGACAAGAGUGACACCAGCUAGGGACGCACAGGAUAUUUAGUGAUGUACUUACUGAUAAAUUGGGAAAAAAGAAGAAAAGAAAACAAACUGAAAAAGCCAGAAUAUAUCUGCUCUAUAUACACACUGAGAGGGAAGCCAUCAAUCUGUGAGGCUUUCCCCUGCUGCAUAUAAUACAGGAAUCGUCCUGGGGAAAGCCGAGUGAGUGUGCUGGUUUUCGCUCUCUGUGUUCCUCUGCCAGAUAUUCUGCAGCUUUCUUUGAUGAAUCUGCAACAGAAGACAAAACAAAUGACUCAUUCUUCCAUUGUUGAAUCUGACACUGCUAGACAACAUUUCUUCUUUUCUUUUUAAUGAGUCAUACUGUAUAUUACAGUUUUAAAAAAUCACCAAACACAAAACUCUUUGCCUCAUUAAAUUUAAUUGAAAUAACAUGUCUUAUACAUCAGACAUUGCGUCAAGGUUGAAUUUAGAUACACCUUCCUUUUUCAUGUUUUUUAUGGUGGUGAUUGGUGUGAGAAAAUUUGAAAUACCUCCAAAACUACAGUGUUUAUAAAGUAGAAAUUGCUUUUUUCCCCCCUCCACACUGCAGUAUCAGUGUUUAAACCAAGUAAACCCGAGGGAACACACACACGUGCACACACAAACACAGAGGUAAGCCCUCAGAUUCCAUCACUGACUGCAACCCCCCCCCCCGUCCACCACCUAGCAACCACCACUGCUUAGCAACAGUUCGUCAUACCGACACUGACUUGCCUCCUUUUAGUAUGCAAGUCUCUCUCUCUCUUUCUCACACACAUACACACACUAACCUGGUUAUUUUUGUACGCGUUCAGUCGACAGUGAUGCGCACACCAUCUGAAUCACAUGUAAAUGAUGCCAGAGGGCGUUUGAGAGCACACGUCUACAUCUUAAAUAACCUGGCUAACUUGAAUGGUUUUUAGCACAAGAAUCAUAAACCUAACUAGACUUAUUCUCUGCCUGCUACACUGUUGAAAAUUAGUUUUCUUAUUUAGUAAUAAAAAGUGUAGCACAUAUUCUGUUGUAUAUGUAAUUAUAUAUUUGUCUUGCAUAGCCAUUUUAAUGUUUUAAGUUUUAAAUGUCUUUCAUGUGUAUGAGCCCGUGUAUAAACUACAAGUAAUGUUUUUAAGACUGUAUGACAUCUCACCUAUCAUGCUACAUUCUUAUUUUAAGUUUUAAGUAAAAACUGUCAAAAUUGGA